Messenger RNA from Phytomonas sp. Hart1, 1743 nucleotides. Lineage: Eukaryota; Euglenozoa; Kinetoplastea; Trypanosomatida; Trypanosomatidae. The record is from the annotation of a GenBank genome assembly.
AUGUUUUUCUCUACUUAUGUUCUCACAAAGAAAGGCCCUUUGGCGAAGGUAUGGCUCGCGGCACACUGGGAUAAGCGGUUAACACGUAAUGAGGUUAAAGUUGUCGAUCUUGGCCAGACUAUUAUGCAUAUUGUACGCCCAGUGGUUCCCAUUGCAUUGCGCACAUCGGGUGAGCUCUUAGUCGGUGUGGUGCGAAUUUACGCCCUUAAGGUGAAGUAUCUUUUAAAGGAAGCCACCGAAGCCACAAUUUUCUUGCGGGUGACGACCUCUAACACCUUAAAAGAGGCAGCCGCGACCGGGGGAGCAGCCUGCACUUUGUCAAUGGCGGUCGAAAAGGCCGCAGCCGCGAACGGCAUGUUAGUGAAUCCAAAAGGAGAUAUGGAGACAGUCCCACUUGCCUGGGGAAAAGAGAUGUUAACAAAGUACGGAUCCUUUUCGGAGGCGGCAGACGCCUUUGGUAAGGGCCGUUUCGACGCCAUUGCCGAUCUUCUUGGCGCCCAGCAUGUUGAAGGAUUGCAUAAAGGCGAUGGACUGCUCGCUUCGGUGUGGUACACGGUCGAGCCCACUUCUCAGAUUUCCGACGGCCCACACGGUUCUCAGCAGGAUUAUGAUGAGAUUGCAAAGAUGCGCGCCGAUUUAAUGACCUUUCACGAGCGCGCCAGUGAUAGCAGUGCGAGCAAGAGCAAAUCUAGCUUGUCGAGUAUCGAAAAAGGUCGUGGAAGCGCAGCAGCCGCGGUCGAUGCGGCUAAAGGCGAAAGAGCUAUUCCCUAUCCACCCCUUACGGAUGAGCUCGAUAUUGGGAUCCCUCUGCCAGACGAAGCCCCGGGGGAAUUAUACCACGCACUCGGGUCGCAGGUCCCGGGCUACGUCCCGGAGGAUCUGUUCACCUUACCUACGAUGGCGGAUACUGAAGAGGCCGCGGCGUCAGGGCCCACCACCGCACGGGUGGCUAUCAAAAAAGCUCGCCCUGCGAAUAUUCUCGAUCUGGCCGCCACAACGCUUCCUCGGGAGGCGUUUGAAAUGUUUAUGUCCGAUCGCAGUGGCGUGCUGAAUAAAACCUACCGACGAGGGCCCUUGGACGCCCAGGAACAACACGAGCGCUACCUCGUGGCGAACCUUCCCAAUCCCGAGGACCCCGUUCUGGCAAGUUCUACGCCGAUUACCGAUUCCUUGCCGAUUGCCGAUAUCACGAUGAAAUCGAUUCAGUCGAAUCCCUCGCUCCGAGCCGCGUUCACCUCUGCGCUUCAUCCGGACACCUUGAAAGCGAUUGAGGAGGCAAUGCGGGCCUUGCAGACUGGCCCAGGGCAUGGCGUCGAUCCGAUGGCCCGCGGUCCGGCCCUCCCCGAAAUUAACGACGAGAUCAUCCCAUCCACAAGCCCAGAGGCAAACGCCUACAAGCGCGCACGCCAGAGCGACGAGCCAGACGACGGAACUGACGACUCCACAAGUCUUUCUGCCAGCGCCGUUCGGACGCUGAAGCGGAUUCGCGACGAGGUCUCAUCGCUGUCUUCUCCCCAACCACCGGCGAAGAGGCCGCGGGUCGCCAGCCCGGAAUCCACCAUGGGGGGCUCAUGCACGCUAAAAAGUGUGUGUAAUGGCUUGGGCAAGCGGGAUGCCGCGCGUAUGUUUGUUGAUCUGCUUGUCUUGGCCUCUAGGCAGCUUCUGGACGCGCAUCAGGAGGUAAACUCGAGUGAUAUUAAGAUUACUUUGAAGGAAGCCUCCGCCGCUGUAGUAGCGGCCUAA